CCUUUAGCCGCACCCCUCCCCCCAUUCAACCACUCGCCUCUCUGUUCCAGUGUGUUUACUACACUGCCGAGCAUAAGGGAGACACUCGUCUUCACAUGCACUGAUCCCACAGAGAAAAAAAACAGUUUUUAGUUGUAUUUGUAAGGAAACCCUCCAAGAAAUCAACAUGCCCAAGAGAAAGGCACACGGAGCAGAGGCAGGAGAAAAGGAGGAGCCCCAGAGGAGAUCAGCUCGGUUAUCGGCGAAACCGGCCCCGCCCAAGCCGGAACCAAAGGUGAAGAAGGCGGCGAAGAAAGAAAAGGCUGUGAACGACAAGAAGGAGGACAAGAAGACCAAGAAGGCGAAGGAGAACGCCGAGGCAGAGGCGAAUGAGGAAAACCACUCUGAGAACGGCGAGGCCAAGACCAACGAGGUGGAGGCAGCUCCCGAGGAGGCCAAGGAGGAGGCCAAGUCCGAGUAGCACCACUGCCCAAACUCUCUCCUCCUCCAUCUUCUACAGCCCCUUCCCCCCCACUCCACCCAAAAAACUACCCCAGCCAGUCCCACCCCACCCCCCCCUCUAAGUCUCUCUCACAUGGUUUCCCUCCAAGGCGUAUUGUUAACAGAGGAAUAUUUUUAUCAAUGAUUUUAUAAGUAUCCGUACAGAUUUUUAGCACAAAAAAGCAAAGCUGAUUAUGGAGCGCCUUGCAGAUUUGCAGUGGUCAUAUCAAAGUGUCUGCAAGCGAAAUGAACACACUAAAAUCUUUUUUAAAUGGCAUUUCAUGAUUGUUGAAGGCUUGUUUUUGGUGUAGAAAGCGUGUCCCUGCCGGAUUGGCCAUGUUGUGAGUUGUGUAUUACUGUGGGUUUUUUUGUUUGUUUGUUUCACUUCUAACUCCACAAAAAUCAGACCUUUUCUUCCUCACCUCCUCCCCUUUCUCCCCCCUUUUAUCCACGUUUUUACUACAACGGUUCAGACAUGUCGGUGUGGGCGAUUCCUUUUAGACCUCUAUAAACGUGCAGUGAGUCCCCUCCUCAUUUUUUUUUUU
Messenger RNA from Pundamilia nyererei, 1025 nucleotides. It is a transcript of the gene hmgn7, whose product is annotated as high mobility group nucleosomal binding domain 7. Bases 167 to 460 code for a protein of 97 amino acids. Gene Ontology annotation, cellular component: nucleus; chromatin. Gene Ontology annotation, molecular function: nucleosomal DNA binding. Gene Ontology annotation, biological process: chromatin organization. The transcript is spliced from 6 exons. The record is from RefSeq and is a predicted model, not a curated record. NCBI's taxonomy places the organism in Eukaryota, Metazoa, Chordata, Actinopteri, Cichliformes, Cichlidae.